AGGUCCCGCCCGCGGCGCCGCGGGGCGUGGCGGCCUCUCCCGCGGUGCUGAGGGAGCGACCGGCCGGCCCGGCCCGCACCGGCACCGGCCCCCAGCCCGGCCCCGCGCGGCCCCCGAGGAUGCCGGGGGCGCGGGCGGCGGAGCAGCAGCAGCGCCCCGAGGUGUGGCGGCCGCCGCCGCCCCAGUGACGGCCCCGCCAUGUCGGUGAUGGUGGCGAGGAAGAAGGUGGUUCGGAAAUGGGAGAAGCUGCCGGGCAGGAACACCUUCUGCUGCGACGGCCGCAUCAUGAUGGCCCGGCAGAAGGGCAUCUUCUACCUGACCCUCUUCCUCAUCCUCGGCACCUGCGCCCUCUUCUUCGCCUUCGAGUGCCGGUACCUGGCGGUCCAGCUGUCCCCGGCCAUCCCGGUGUUUGCGGCCGUGCUCUUCCUGUUCGCCAUGGCCACGCUCCUGCGGACGAGCUUCAGCGAUCCUGGCGUGAUCCCGAGGGCCCUGCCCGACGAGGCAGCCUUCAUUGAGAUGGAGAUUGAGGCCACCAACGGGACCGUGCCACAGGGCCAGCGCCCACCUCCGCGGAUCAAGAACUUCCAGAUCAACAACCAGAUAGUGAAGCUCAAGUACUGCUACACGUGCAAGAUCUUCCGUCCACCCCGUGCCUCUCACUGCAGCAUCUGCGACAACUGUGUGGAGCGCUUCGACCAUCACUGUCCCUGGGUGGGCAACUGCGUGGGGAAGAGGAACUACCGCUACUUCUACCUCUUCAUCCUCUCGCUCUCACUCCUCACCAUCUACAUCUUCACCUUCAACAUCGUCUACGUAGCACUGAAAUCUCUGAAGAUUGGGUUUCUGAACACGUUGAAGGAAACCCCAGGGACUGUACUGGAGGUGCUCAUCUGUUUCUUCACCCUGUGGUCGGUGGUGGGGUUAACUGGGUUCCACACCUUCCUGGUGGCACUGAAUCAGACAACCAACGAAGAUAUUAAGGGCUCCUGGACUGGGAAGAACCGUGUGCAGAAUCCCUACAGCCAUGGCAACAUAGUGAAGAACUGCUGCGAGGUGCUCUGUGGGCCUCUGCCCCCCAGCGUCUUGGACAGACGGGGCAUCCUGCAGCAGGAGGAGUGCACAGCUCAGGAGGAGUCGGGGUCCCGGGGUCCCGGCACGGCGCAGGGCCCCGCUGGGCAGGCAGAGGGGAGCAGCACCCAGCAGGACAGCAGCCUUCCUCACCCCCCUGCUGUCCCUGUGCCAUCCCUGGGCACCGCUGAGAUGCCAGAGGAGAAGCAGCUAACGGCUGGGGAGCUCCCGGUCCCAUCCCAGGACGCUGGGCAAGCAGAGCACUAACCUCUGCUUGAAAGGGAGAACUUUCUUGUUUUGUCUAAUCAAAGCUGGAAGUGAUUGAGGAGAGGAGGAGAAGGGCUGGAUGGCAGGCAAAUGAUUCCUCAUGGCCAUUUUGCUUUAGUCAUUACUCACCCCGGCGCGCGGGCGGUGCGGGCGGCGCUGGCCUGGCUCGGUGUCAGAGGAUCAGGAGCACUAGUGGCCGCCUUGGUCACCUGGGGGCACAGGCCACCGCUGAGGCCGGUCUGCCUGCGGGCUGGGGCAGGACCUCUUGCUCCGCAGGUUGUCCUGGAUGCUGAACAGCAGCUGGGUAGCCGGGGCUGUCCCUCCGUCUGGCCCCAACUCUGAGGAGACAACUUGUGGUCCAGCAGCUCAGCAGCGGCGUUAGGGUCGGCCUGCUCCCUGCUGCUGAGGAAUCCUGGUGGGAAGGGGAAAGCAAUGUGUGGCGGUGGCGUCCUCUCUCUCCUCCCUCCUUCCUCUAAUCUGUGGCAUUGUUUUAUUUGUUAACGUGGCAGGGGUUGUCAGGAGACAUUUUGGUGCCAAGAAGGCCAAAACAACCAGGAAGGUGUUCUGCUGGCAA
Apus apus (common swift) is the source of this 1909-nucleotide messenger RNA. RefSeq names its product zinc finger DHHC-type palmitoyltransferase 9 (gene ZDHHC9). Gene Ontology annotation, cellular component: Golgi apparatus; endoplasmic reticulum. NCBI's taxonomy places the organism in Eukaryota, Metazoa, Chordata, Aves, Apodiformes, Apodidae. Gene Ontology annotation, biological process: protein targeting to membrane; peptidyl-L-cysteine S-palmitoylation. Bases 199 to 1335 code for a protein of 378 amino acids. The record is from RefSeq and is a predicted model, not a curated record. Gene Ontology annotation, molecular function: protein-cysteine S-palmitoyltransferase activity. The transcript has 10 exons.